UAAUAAGUCCAGCACUGUCGAUAAUUCAGUUUUGUGAAUACGAAAUUUUAUAAAGACAAAUAUUAUAAAUUAGUCGUUAUUAUAUAUAGUUUUUUUGUUUGUAAAUGGAUUAUCAAUUUAUUUAUAUGAUAAAUUUGGAACAUCACUGGCAAUAACUUCUGCGGAAUAUAAGCUGUGCUUUUUUCAAGAUACUUUUAAUUCAAGUAGAAAGGAAGAUGAAUUGAAAUUGCAAGUUUGAUACAAUCUGUCCAGUGAAUUGUCCAACUACAAAAGCAAUAAAUAUAGUACAGUAAUUAUAAACAGACCAGGUUUUCUAUGUUCAAUAAAAUAAUUAACAAAAAUUUAUAAUGAUACGAAGUAUUAACAAAUCAUUUCCAAUGUGGGUACGUCGUAUCUCACUAUCUCAUCAAAAAAAAAAAGUUUAUGAGAUAAACAGUAACAUCGAAUUUAAUAAUAAGGUAAUGAAUGGUAAAAGAACAGUUGUUGUCAAUUUUCAUGCAGAUUGGUGUGAUCCAUGUACAGUAUUAACACCUAAAUUAAUAGAACUUAUUGAACCUAUAGAGACAUUAGAUCUUGCUAUUAUCAAUUUAGAAUCCAAUCCAGAUUUAGCUGAUAUAUUUAGUGUAAAAGCGGUACCUGCUGUAUUUGCAAUGUCAAAUGGAUUAGUUUUAGAAAAAUUUAUUGGUUUACAAGAUAUUGGAAUGGUAGAAAAGUUUGUAGAAAAAUUAACUAUUCAAGAUGCAACAAAUUCGAAUAUUGAAAGUAAUUCAGUAAAUUUGAAAGUAGACAAUUCUGUAAAUCCUAAAGAUAAUAAUGUAAAAUCAUAAAAUCAUAUUUAUAAUGUUGUAUAUGUGUAAAUGUAGUUAUAUAUAUGAAAAUAUAUAAAUGUAUAUAUAUUAGGUCAUUAUAUAUGAAAUGUCUGAUUUUAUAAUAUAAAUAUAAUAUGAAAAAUCGGACGUUUCAUGUUUAAUAAACUAAUAUAUAUUUCUUUCAUUAUUAUAUUUAUGCAAUAAUCGUGACAAUUUAAAUCUAUUUGAUGCUAUUAUUUGUAAUUAUACAAAUAUCAAAUCAUAAUAGAACAUGUAAAGUUAGUAAAAAUAUUAAGAUAUUUCGCAAAAGCGUGGAUAAUCAUUAUAUGUCUUUGUAUUCUUCUACUGAAAGUAGCUUUCUAUGCAAUAUAAUAAUAUUAAAAUGUUCUUAUAAUGAACAUCUAUUAAGAAUACUAGGCAUUCAUUUCAGGAAACUGUGGACCAUGUGAUUAUCCUUCUUUUAUAUAAAUAUAUAUAUAUAACAAACUGUACUACUAUUGUAUAAUUAUCUUGUCUAAGCUAUAGUGAUUAUACAGACAAUGUUCUCUUGAAAACAAAAAACUAUUUAAAGUCAAUUUAAAAUAUACUUUAUGAAACGUAAAUAAUAUAAUAACUAUGUAUACUUCAAUAAAAUAAACUAUCAUAGAACUGAGGUAGAAUAUAUACUUUUUUGUUUAUUAAGAAUAUAUAUGAUAUUCUAUUUAUAUUUUGUUUAUAUCAUAUCAACUUUGUUCUAUAAUUUAUUAUGUUUUAUAAUAUGUGAUCAUACUGAUGUAACAAAACUAUAAAGUGAUUAAUUUGUUUAUUUACAUAAAAUAUCAGUUGUUUUUAUUACAAUUCAAGAUAUUUAUUCAAACAUAGAGUGCACUUGUGACAUUAUUUAUCUAUUUUAUUUUAUUUUUAUGCUUUUGUAUUCAAACAUAGAUGUGAAGAUGGAAGUAAAAAUAUAAUAACAUAUUAAAGAUUAUUGAAAUUAAAAUAUAAAUGUCAUAUUUAAAUGCAGGUAUGCAAAUAGAGUAAUAUCUAAUUUGAUUAAAAUUUUAUAUUUAUUCUUAAUCAUAAAACAAUUCUGUACAAGCUAUGUAGGAAACUAAGCCAGCAAUAUAAUAAAGUUAUCAAUCCAUAUCAUCUCUAAUAA
This is a messenger RNA of Vespa crabro (European hornet), 1947 nucleotides long. Its product is annotated as thioredoxin, mitochondrial. The transcript has 3 exons. Lineage: Eukaryota; Metazoa; Arthropoda; Insecta; Hymenoptera; Vespidae. The record is from RefSeq and is a predicted model, not a curated record. Gene Ontology annotation, cellular component: mitochondrion. The coding region runs from base 348 to 827 and encodes 159 amino acids. Gene Ontology annotation, biological process: cell redox homeostasis.